This is a messenger RNA of Gopherus evgoodei (Goodes thornscrub tortoise), 10282 nucleotides long. It is a transcript of the gene RFLNA, whose product is annotated as refilin A. Gene Ontology annotation, biological process: actin filament bundle organization; negative regulation of bone mineralization involved in bone maturation; skeletal system morphogenesis. Gene Ontology annotation, cellular component: actin filament bundle. Lineage: Eukaryota; Metazoa; Chordata; Testudines; Testudinidae. The transcript has 3 exons. The record is from RefSeq and is a predicted model, not a curated record. Gene Ontology annotation, molecular function: filamin binding. The coding region runs from base 480 to 1328 and encodes 282 amino acids.
CCUGCGCCCUGCCCCGGUGGCGCUGUCAGUGGCCCAGGUGCAGGGGCGGGCGGUGGAUCACCGUGCGCUCUGCUCGGAGAAGAGAGGCUCGGUUUGAGCCGAGCGCUCUAUCCCCGGUGCAACGAUUGGUGACAAGGGGAGGAGGGAGCGUGCGCUGUAUCCCCAAGGCAGGGAGCCGGGGGAUUUGCGCCUGGCGGAAGGUCCUGCUUUGCUCUAGGGAGUGAGAGGGUCUCAGAGGUGCGCUCUGCUUCGGGGACAGGGCUGGGGAAGAGGACGCUGUGCGCUCUGCCCCGGCGGUAGGGUCUGUGCGCUCUGCGCCGGGGCUGGGGAUAGGAGUGGAAGAGGGAACGGAACCUUCUUCGGCAGCUUUAGCCUCUUGCCCUGGGCUUUGCUGGGGGCAGCACCCUUGCUCCCAUUCCUUCGGCAGGGCACCAAGCGUGACCGAGGUUUGGAGCGGUUCAGGGCUGGUCUUGGCUCUGAUGCGCCCUCUCUGCUCCCUUCCCACGCAGGGUCAGCUCGGGCAGCUGUGCCAGAGCGGGGCCGGCUCCUUGGCUGGACUGUGGAGCUCCUGGCUGUGCCCGAAGCCCUUCACCUUCUACCUUCAAGCUCAGGGAGGAGGUAGAUUUUCUUCAGCUUGGCUCCGCUGCCCCCCAGAGAUGGUGGGCCACCUGCACCUGCAAGGAAUGGAAGAGAGUCUGAAAGAGAAGAGCCGGGAGGGCCUGCUGGACAGUCCGGAUUCUGGGCUGCCUCCCAGCCCUAGCCCCCCUUUCUACACCCUGUCUCCCGGGAUCAUCGGGGGCAGCAGCACAGGGCCGGAUCACCCAGGACAUGGGCCCAGAAAGGAAGCCAAGGAAGGCAAAGUGAUCCCUUACCUUCUUGUGAACUCUUCUGUGCCAGAGACGAGGCCUCGAAUGUUCCCGGUGUUCUUUGGCGAAAGCAUUGAGGUCAACCCUGAACCUGUGCAGGAAAUUAGGUGCAACUCGGAAGUGAAAUAUGACUCAGAGAAACACUACAGGGAUGACAUCUUCUAUGGACCCAUCCCCACCAUAACCACCUACAGUGAGACGGUCAUUGCCACACCAAACUGCACCUGGAGGAACUACAAGUCACAGCUGAUCUUCGAGCCCAGACAGAAGCCCCUGCGGUUCCAGAGCACAACCAUCAUCUUUCCCAAAUGCACCAAGAACAUUUACCGAACCACUCUCACCUACAGCCUGGGCUGUGCCAAGCGCUGGUUCGCGUCCAGUGUGCAGCUGGAGCUAUGCGAAGAAACCAGCCCCUGCGUCAUCUACAGCGAGACUCUUUCAUCCGCCCAGAGGGGGCUCUGACGACCACAAGGCCGCGUCCUUCGCUAGCCUCUCCGGACAGACAGAUUUGACCAGGUGCCUUCAUUGAUGGCGACUGGCCCUUGACUACUAGCGGCUGGGCAUGCAUGGUCUUAGAUGCAUCUGAACUGCUCCAAGAGGAGGCCCAGAGGGGAUGUACUCUUUAUGGAUUUGGUCAGCGCAAGGCUGGCGUUUGUUGUGGGACAUUUUUGAUGUUCAUGCUCUGGAUUUUUUUUUUUUGACACAUAUCUAUUUUAAAUAGCAUUUCAAUGAAAUCAGAUAGCAAAGGCCCUAGGUUUGCAGUUACCAUAUGUUAUAGUGCUGCUUCCCAGCUCCAUGGGGCUUCUCUAGCAUGUAGGUGCGACUUAGCAGUGCCUUGGAAGCCAGUCCUAUCUGAUAGGAGAAGACCAGCUGCAGACUCACCAUCCAACCUGCACAGCUGCUAUCCGCCUGCUUCUCCUAGUAUUUAAACACAGAGAAGACAGUUGUUAUUUUUAAUUGCAUAAAACAUUGAUCCCACUCUGAAUCCCCAUCUGGAGGAUGGCUCCAGGAUUGCAUUGCAGCACCACAGUGACCUCCGAUUUAGCUUUUUUUUGUCAUCAAAACAGGGAAGACGGUCGAUCGUGCUGACAGGGCACCAGCCUUUCCAGAAUAGGCAAGUGCCAAACUCCCAUUUGACACCCUUCUUCGGAGCCAGAUGUUUACAAGCCAGAGUGUGCAAGGGGCUUUUAGGGGAGCCGAGAAUGGAAUGCUUAAGGGGACAUUUGCAUUCUGAGGAGGAUGCAAGCCAGGGAGAAUGGCAGAAAGCUUAGUUAAAAGGGAUAAAACACACAGAGAACAGAUCUAAUUCAGGAUUAACCUGAUUUUAUGCAAAGGCAGCUUACGACAAUCAGGUUAACUAGGUGUAGGAGAAUAUGCUUUCAAGGGCAGUUCCUCGAGGACCAAAAGCCUUUUCUGUUAUAUGAGAUGAUAAAGACCAUAGCAGGAGCAGAAUUUUAAACUCCGAGUUGAAGACUGUCAACAGGACAGAUGUUUCCAAAAUUCAGCAGAAUGAGGCCGUGGCUCAUCGCCAGCCUGCUGAGUCCGGUAAUAGUGCACAAUAAGUAAUAAUUCAUCCAAGGACAAUGAAAAGAACUGUCUAUUCCUACCCUCUGCUCCUCCCCCAAGCUAGUUAGUUCCCAUGCAGCUGUAAAAACACAGAGGUGGGUAGCCUUCAGAAGGUGCCAGCGGGCCAGCACCAGUAGCCAGUUUCAAACCUGGUUGAUCCCUCCCUGCCACCGACAAGCUCUCGGAGAUCUGGCACUGGGUCUGAUGGCGUCUGCAUGUCGCCUUGUGCCUGAGACAGACCCCUGCUAGCAGAGACUGGUUUGACACCCUUUUCCCACCUCUUCUUCACAAAGAAUGGAUUUAGCCCCCCGGUACUUUAUUUUUUUGUGAGGUGAAGCUGGAAGAGGGAAGUUGGUUGCUCUUCUUUAAAUGCUCACUUUCACUUGUAUCUAAACUACGAGGAAACUGUCCGCUCUAAGGCUUCAACUGGCAUCAGCAUUGAAAGAGAACGAGAAAAGAGAACAGUGCUCUGGCAGGCUCUGUUUUACUGCAGGACUCCAUAUGUGGCAUCGCUGUACUGAUCUGUUAACUGUUUUCAUUUCCCUCUGGGGAUAAACUGCAGCAAGACAAGCCCGGCUCUGGCUGGGAAAGGAAUUAGGGAAAUCAUGCCCAUAGUUAUGAAAAAAUGAACCCAUCCAGCAUCACCCACAAGGAUUAUUUGAUGUGCCUACAAGUGGGACUUUUGUGUUGAUUAGACUACAACAGGAACAAUGCUAAGCAACAGUGCAUCAGUAAAUGACAAUGCCUACGCAGAGGGGUAUGAAAGCAAUAGGAGAUCCCAAAGCUGUUACUGCUUUCUGAAUAUAGGCAAACAGAGCUGGAAUUGUCAAUGGAGACAAAAGGAGUUAGACACCUAACUCUCACUGGAUUUGUAUGGGAUUUGGACACCUACGGUAAAAUUCUGAACAGCACCUAAGUGAUUUAGGAGGCUGAGUUCCAUUUUCAAAGCAGACAGACUGAGAUCCGCAAAGGUAUUUAGAUACCUAAACUCCUAGGGGAAUUAUGCACGUAAAUAUAUUUGAAGAUCUGGGCCUUGGGCAAUUGAACUUUUAGUCUCAUUUAAAAUCAGUAGACCUUAGGUGUCUACGUGCCUAUGUCUCUUUGGCAAAUGGAACUUAGAUGCUCUUGAAAAUGUUACCUGUAACUCCUGCAGGCUUUUUAGCUAAACAGCUCUGAAAGUUAAUGUCUAUUUGGUUCCCCCCACCCCCUUUCUUAAGUGUUUUGUUUUGUAUUUGUCUUGCUGCAAUUCUGCUUCAGUUAUUUCAGUGUACACAUGACCAGCCAAGUUACAACACCUAAUAAUAAUAAGGAAUAAGUCAGACUUCUUGCCCAGAAAGUUUGCACUCACACGAACACCCACAGCUGUUAAAAAUGCCAUGAUAAACUAAAAACAAACAAACCCCUCCAGAUAUUUAAAAAAAACGGAUUUGAAAAGAUCAGGUUUCCUUCUAUGUAAGCGGGUGAAUGGACCUGCUAUUGGGAAUGUUCCUAGCUUUCGCUAGCCGAUUCCACUGGGGUAGUGUGUAAGGAUCGGAGUCCUUGCUCCCAUUCCCAUUCCCCUGCCUGACCUCAAGGGCUCCUCUUCAACUCUCCUGUGUGGCAAAGCCCUCGUAACCCCGAGAAGGCUGGAUCCAGGACUCCAGGGGGACUCGACCCCCUAUCUUGUGGUGGUCGCUUAGGACAGGGGAUAAGGUGGCCUCACUCCGGGGUGCUCUCUCCACUCUGGACCCUUUGCCCAGCCACUGAUCAUUGCAGAUGGUUCAAAACAAAUACAGUUUAUUAAACAGCAACCAGUUAAAACAUAAGGACAAAAUGGGAAAGGCCAAAGGAAGAGACGUCUCUGUGGGCACAGGGGGACCCCAGACAGCAUCUCUGGAAUGUCAGGGCAGUUCACAGCCUGCUCCUCACACGGCCCAGGCCCUGGCUGUGCUGCAGAGACGCUGCGGGUCGGACACUUGCUCUGGCGGUGGCCACACGGCCGCAGGCUCUAGGUGGCCGGGCUCUUCUUCCCAGCGUCGCCCCUCGUCGGGGUUACGAUCCCCUCCCUGCAAAGCCUCUUGGCCGGGGGCGUCUCCCUGCGCUGGGCCGCUGCCCCGAUCCCCCCCGCUCUCCCCUGCUGCUCACCGCACCCGGCUCCGGCUCCAGUCCCACUCUGCCUCCAGCGCAGCUCCCUGGGCUGCCCCUCCUCUGGUUCGCUCCGGCCGGCGCGGUCCUGCUCCCCGGCUCCGCUCCGCCUCCUGCUCUCCCCUUAGCUCAGCCCCGCGCUGGCCCAGGCAGCUCCCCUCACACGGAGGACGGGACUCCUGGCCUCUCCCAUUGCCCCCAGGGAGUGUCAGUCUCAUCGGCCCUUCCCCCUUCUAUUGGUACUGGGAGAUGGCCGGCCAAAAAACCCCACUGAGUUUCAGUACGGGGCCAACAGCCCCCUUACGUUCUGUUCCCAAAGCCACGGGGAAAGGCGAUUCAUUUGUGUCACCAGAACUCUUUCCUUUCUGAACCAGGGCCAUUCUUGGGGGGUGGGUUUGUUUUAAAGAAGCAUAUUUUUUAUUCAGACACUAACUUGGAGUCUUAAUGUAUCUCUGAAGUGUUGAUUGCAGUGACACCGCUAGCACUGAAAGCUGUGCACUUGCUCUGUCCAGCACAUUGACUUCAGGCAUAAAGGAGCAUAGUAUUUGCCCCAAACUAUCCAGCUUCAAAUGUGUGUGUGUGGGGGGGUGUCCUACCAUAACUCACUUAGGGUAUGUCUUCAUGGGACAGUUAACUCGGGUGAUUGGCAUCCAGGUCUGAGUUGUCUGCAAAGCCACACAAGAUACUGGGGCCUCGCAUUUUCCCAUGUGCGUCAGUAGACUUCAAGGGGCAUAGCCUAUGGUCCUUUGUGCAGUGGUCAACUGCACCACUCUGUAAUCCCUUCCCAGUGACUUGUGGGAGAACUUGUCUGUCCUUCCAGGUGCAUGGAGGGGAAUUUUAGGAUGGUGUGGAGGACUACUGGCACACAAGUGAUUUAGCCUGUGUCAUCACUGCAAAGUGGGUGGAUUACCAGCUCGAGCGAAAGCAGCCACUGAGUGCUAACCCAGCUCCACAGCACCACCAGACUCGGGUGGGGGGGAGGGUUGUGUUUGUGGACGGGAUGGGUGUUAGAGCCAAUGUCUGAGCAAGAGCCCAAAUUACCUCUGCAGUGAAGACAGACCUUAGGCUGUUCAGGGCUCUCUCUCCAAAGAGUGGACAGAGUGGUAAAUUGAGGCUCCAGUCUCCAUGAGCUGAAGGGGAACCCUAAGGUCCUUGAACCUGUAUUCCUGCUCUCGGAUUGGAACUUAAUCCCCCCCACACACUCUAAAAUUAGAAGAGCCCAUCCCAAGGUUGCACAUUUUUGGACAAUCUGGACCUGAUUUCCCCUUGAUUAGUCCUUUAGACUGCCAACAGGGUGACUUACAAGCCGCAGUUCAGUCUUACCUGUUAAAUUCCCUGCUCUUGUUGGUCGCAAGGGGCAGGCCAGAGUCAGAAGGCAAACUAAAUGGCAGUCCCUUGCCAGGCUGGCUCCGCAUUGACGUAGUCUUGUCUUCAGGAAUCCCGCCGACUAUUUGUUGUGCCCUUGCCACAGUGACGCCUGUAGCUGAGCCAAGGCAGCAGGUCACUUGUGCUGCUCUCCCUCAUCGCAGCAUGCUGGGCAGACACCACUUCGCUGCCUAGGGAGCCUGUUCUUCCUGCUUUUGUUUUAUGAAUGCCAACUGCUGCAAAAAAUCUGGUUGGCAAAUGAAAUCCAGGGGCAGACACCUGACUCGCUGUCCGUCCUUUGGCCCCAUUCCCCUGAUACUCUCUGCUUAAGUCAAAGCUUCCUCGGCAGCCUGUGACUGGCUCUUGGGAGGCUGCCCAAGGUGAGAGUAAAGGUACAAAGCACCUUUCCCACCCCCACUGUGCAGAGUCCCAGUCCUUGUGCCCCCAGGACAUAUGCUCCCCCAAAGGGGGCAGAGAGCACUGCAGGCUGGCUAAUUGCAGAGGUGAAUACACACUGCACUGUCUUAAUGGGUGGGUCAGUGUGAGCUGUGUUCUCCUGGUGUUCCCGCUAGGGUGGUGUGACUCUGCACUAUGCCUGCCACUGCCCAGAAGGCACAACCCAGCCCUUACUCACCAUAUCUUUUCCACCCCUUGCCCUCUCAGAACAGCUCCACUCCAAGCUGAGGCGAGCUCCCACCAGGCAUAAGCAUGGUCACUGUGCGAAGGUUCUGCUGGCUCCCAGCAGUCGCCAGGGGCAGACGUAAAACACGUUGGUUUGGAGUGCGAUUGUCUUUGUACUUCCAAACGAAUCCACCCCCAGUUCUGGGCUUUGCUUGCUGUGCAGACACUUAAAUGCGGUUUCAGACUAGAAAACAUACUUGAAAGAAACGUCCAAUUGUGCCAUUCUCGGCUCUGGGGGAGCAAAAGGGGUUUUUUUUGGCUUGUUUUGCCUUAAAAAGAAAAAAAAUAGAGUCACAGAUGUGGUUUCUUAAGAGGCAAACGGUCGAAAAAGCAGCAGUCGCUCAAAUCCUGAACAUGGCUCAGCUUCAGUGGCUGCAGAACAGUUUGCACUGAUCAGGCCUCUGGAGAGCUGCAAGGUAUUUCGCUUGUUAGGAGACCAAAAAAGCACAGGAGGUUAUUGAAUGUCCUAGAGAGCAAUGAAAUCAGUGUCACUGGGUGCCAGCAGGACUGAAAGGGAAAACAUACAAUCGGACCUGUAUCAUUAGAGCUGAGAUGUCCUGAAUAAUAAUCUUACAGAGGAACAUGAAUGGAUCUAAACCAGGGACUUGGAACUAUAAUACAGCAUAAUACAAUAUAGUUGUAGGGUUUUUCAAAUACCUUCUAACAUUUUCUGAGCGAUCUGGACUGGGAUUAUGUCUGUGCAAAUCUAUAAUAGAUCGGGCCCUGUAGUCUAUAACAGCUCCAAUUGCCAUCAUUUAUCUGUCCUUGUUUUCGGUCAGGGAUGCCCAAAAUACAAUUUGUGGGGUAACUUGGUUCAUUCCCGAUGCAGCCCAGCACUGCAGUACAAAUACCCAGCCAGGUAAUUCAGUAUACUAAUGACCCUAGCUAGCCAUUUGUAUGUGCAGUUACAUGCAAUCACAGCGAUUAGUCUCCUAGAUGAAGUGCAUGAUUGCACAGGUAGCUGGUUUGAAAAGCUGGUUAGUCGCUGGAGGUUUACAAUCAGCUGACAAGCAAUGGGGCGAAGAAUCAGCGGAAUAAGGUGUGCAAUGCAUUGGCAAGAGGAAACACUUCUGCAGAUGGAACCCACUGGCUCACGCUAAGCAGGGAUUAUACCCAACAGGUCUGAUCUCCCCUUGUUCCCCCAGCUGGGACAAGGUUCUGGGGGCUCCCUGCAGGACUGGGCCCUUACAGCACCAGGCUUUUAUUUAACUUGUCUGAGGGCUCUAGCCAACUCCCCGUGAAAUCAGCCAAAAGACUCCUACUGAGCUCGGUGGCAGUCAUAUCAGACCCUGUUGCAGCCACAUUUAUUGUUUGCUAGUUUAAUGCUCUCUCUCAAAGCAACGUCAUCAAUUACAGCCUAGAUUUCCUUGACAUCGCCUCUCAUUCAGUGUGGUCUUGUACCCAUGUCAGUUUCCUGUAACGUAGUUGCAACAAGAUGGGUCAGUUUUCUUUUGUUUUAACUCUGUCCCUUUGGGAAUUCAUACACAAAUACAUCCCAGAUACUAGGAGAACCUUCGCUGACUUCACUGGGCUUUUGGUUUGAUGCUGUAUCACUGCGUGAAUCACCCAUGUGCUUGUGAUAGUCAGAAGCAGCCAUGUCUUGCCUUCUUCCUACACAAUGCUUUUUACCCACUCACUAGCCAUAUCCCUGUGGCCCAUCUACAUGCUGCCAAUAGUCAGAAGUGCUGCAAACAAAGCUCCUUUUUUGGUUUGGAGAACAAUAAUAGUUACAUCUCACUUGAACGCCAUAAAUUGGACUCUAGGUUUGCUAUGUCAAUAAGAAAGGGCUGAUUUUUUUCCAAUUAAUUUCUGCCAGCAGCAAAUAAAUGCCUUAUUUGUAGCGUUUUGUGCAUUUAAAGGGGCUGUUUAGUUUUACAGAGCUCUCUCUUUUUUUAAGGGAUAUAAUUAAUUUUAAACAACAGUUCUUUAUACAUUUAUUUUUCCAGAGUUACAGGCUGUUAAUCUACAAUGAGUAAAUAUAGCUUUGAAAAGGUGUAUUUCCUGAGCAGUUACUUACCAAUGUCACCCAAGCUCUUGAGCUUUUAUGACCUGGUUGUUUUCCAUCAUGCCAUGAGCUCAAUGGAUAGAGUUGGUCAAGAUCUUUCUUUUAAUACUUUCCUAAUCGCAGUGAAAAUUUGCUUUUUUUAAAAAACCAGAAACUUCUGCAAAAAACUCCUUUUUUUUUCAAAAUGUUCUGCUUAGCCAUUCCAACCAGAAAUUUGGAAAUGUCAGUAUUUUUUACCUUUUGAGGUGGUUGUUUCUCUAUACCAUUUUGUCACAGAAUGUAAUAGAAUCAAUUAUGCCCAGAGUUUCUUUGUUCUUUGUUUUUCAUAAUUCCUUUGUAACAUUUUGAAAGAGAGUGAGAGAAAGAAAGACAGACAGACAGACAGACUCUGGGCAUCACUUAUUUUAUUGCAUUCAGUGACAAAAAGAGAAACCCUCCCAAAACAAAAUACUGACAUUUCUACAUCUUUCAGUUCAAGAUUUUGACAUUUUCCAAAACAAAAUUUGCAAAAAGAAAAUUUAAAAAAUUCAGAACACAAAUUACUUUGGAAGUUGUUUUGAAAGGGUUAUUCCUUUCUUUGACCAGCUCAACACAGAAGCUCUCCUCAAGGUGAAAUAGACACGGAUUCAUGUCCAAGGCCCAUGAUUUCCAAACUUGUGAAAAAAGGGAUAGUUUUUGACAGCAGCAUUUCAGUGAGCAGCCAUGGCAGGCAUGUGUAUGUUACUUAUUAUUUAUGUUGACUGUAUCUUGCCAAAAAAAUUUAUAUAUAUAAAAAAUUAGAAAAGGUAGCUAAAGAAUGAGUCAGCAAAAAUCUAUGUAAAGUGAACUGAAGACUAGAGGGUAUGGGAAUGUGAUAUAAAUGUUACUGAGUCUGUAUGUGAACAUCACAAAGUAGGAUAUUUUACUAUUUUCAUCUUUCUGGACAUUCUACCUGUAGUGACACAGACACAUUUUCCUUGCUUGAGGCUGAGGAACCAAAACAAAAAAUAAAUAAAUCCCUCCUGACUUGCAUCCAUUCAGGCUGAUUGAAAACAGUGAAGCCCCCAGAUCCUGCACCUAACGCAGUUCAGUGCUGUGGCAUGCCCUUGUGGAGCUGGGUACACAGUGCGGCUUUCAAGGCAAUAGAAGCCUGUGGAAAGGCUCACGUUGAUUUCAAUAGGUUUUGGAUCAGGCCGUAGGCGACUGUGGGUGGGAUCUUCAAAUGCUCCCAGUGUCGACCUAACUCUGCUCCCACUGAAGUCAACGAGAGCUAGACUGCAAUGGUGUCCUUGGGAGCAACAUUAGGGCCAGUGCUGAUCACGUCUAAAAAGCCCACGCUGCUAACAGAGGAACAAUUUUAUUUUAAAAGUGUAGGGAUACCCUUUCCUGUCUAGCCAAUAUGUCCAUCGUCCAAACCAGCUAAUGUAUUCUCUCAUGGGAAUCCUGAACUGCAGGUGGGAUUGAAAGAUGUUUGAUGGUUAGAGAAGUGGCUCAUGCUCUUGGAUGUGUUGUAUUUCUGUUUUUGUAAUUCUAAUAAUCUAAGUGCUUGUAAAGUACUUUACUGUUGUAUAUGUGGCGAUCUGGUACUUUGUGAUACCCUUUUAUUUUUGUAUUUUUUUUUCUCUCCACAAUAAUCACUUCCUGGUCAACUCAUAGAAAAUAAUUUAAGAAAAUAAAAUGUAUAUAUCUUAAUAAA